AUGAGUUGCCUUCAUGCUUGCUUCAGAGACAGAGGUCCUCGCACAGAAACAGAAGCUAUGAAAAGGCAAAAUUCUAUUCAGGAGCAUGAGAUCAUUGAAUUACGAGAAGAUAAUGUGGAGGAAAGUGAGACUGAUCAUGACGAGCCUCCAAACGUGCAAACAAGAAAGGAGAGAAAUCACUGGAAAUCAUGUAGGAAUGUAGUUUUCUGGAAGUGUAAACUAUGGAUGGUUAUAACCACAAUUUUUCUAGUAUUCUUCCUGGUCAUUCUCAUCAGCCUAAUUCUUUAUUCUAAUGUUUACACAGAUGAGGAUGACUACUGGGAUGCUGAUGCACUACUGAACAGUAGAAAUAGUCGCAAUUUUUCAGGAACACUGGAAUUAAUGUGUGGUUUUCCACACCUCUUCUCUGAAGACAUUACUAAGAAGUUAACAGAUGUCUACAGUUCAUCUCCAGCUCUAGGACGCUACUUUAGGUCAGCUCAGGUGGUUUAUUUCAGCAAUGAAAACUCCACUGUAUUUUAUCAGCUAGAGUUCUCUGUACCCCCAUCAAUAGAGGGGUUUAUGGAAAACACAAUGAACCCAGAUUUUAUAAGGAACGUUUUACGUCAAAACAUUUAUGAUGAAGAUGAUACUUCUAAUCCUGGGACAUCUGAAUGUAACAAGUUAAAGUUUGACCCGACUUCUCUCACACUGACAUGUAAGUACAUUAAAGAGGCUGUUUCCUUACAAACAGUAGAAGUAUUUACUUGA
Nestor notabilis (Kea) is the source of this 750-nucleotide messenger RNA. RefSeq names its product chromosome unknown open reading frame, human C3orf52. The transcript is spliced from 5 exons. The record is from RefSeq and is a predicted model, not a curated record. Lineage: Eukaryota; Metazoa; Chordata; Aves; Psittaciformes; Psittacidae. Bases 1 to 750 code for a protein of 249 amino acids.